AUGACAGAUCAAUCUUCCUCUUCCUCUUCAUCUUCCUCCGCUUCUUCAUCUUCUUCAUCAUCAUCGUCCUCUACAAUACCAGCGUCAUCUUCAUCUCCUGAAGCUGAACCGCAUUAUCCACUGUUACAUAAAUCACCGCGUAUCGAUCCUUCAUUACCUAUCAAUCCAUUAGAACCUCAAGGUUUUGUACAACCAUUAUCAUUGCGUGAACCGCCUGGACCAGAUAUUAUCCCGCCUAUUCGACCUACUUUGAACGAAUUCAGAUUAAAUGAAGGUGCAAGUGCUAGAUCAUCUAAAUUGAAAGCUUUAUGGAAAUCAUUACCUCAUUUACCUGAUGUUCCUUCUGAUUCAGAACAACCUUCUCCAACUAAAUCAAUGCAAUUACCAGGUCAAGAUACCUUGACUGCUUUGAGUCCAGAAAGAGCAGAUAGAUUAAGAAGGUUAUAUGAAGAAGAAUUAGUCAAGGCCUGCUCGGAUGAAAGACCAGAAGCUAGAUUAUGGGGUGGUGCAGAUGAUUUAGAACCUGAAGUAAAACAUGUAAAAGGUAAAGGCGUUGCUUGGCAAGAUUUCAGACGGUUCUUGUGGGAUAAAGAACGUGAAUUAUGGGAUAUUUUCCAAGAUAUAGAUAAAAACGGUGAUGGUAGAUUAGACGCAACCGAAUUACGAGCAGCUUUAUCUCGUUCAGGUGUAGAUAUAACACCUGCAACAGUAUCGGAUUUAGUUCAAUUCUUAGCUAGCAAUCCAGCUGAAAAUGGUACUUCUUCAUCGAGUUCAAGCUCAGGUUCAGGUUCAAAUUCAAACUCGAAUCAAAAAGUGAAAGGAGGAAUACUAGGUCCUGGACCAGGUGAUAUGUAUAUCACUUUUGCAGAAUUCAGAGAUUUCUUAAUCAUGUUACCUCGAAAAGCUACUCCCUUUGAAAUUUAUAAAUUCUACCAAGUGAAGAAACGAACUUCAGAUGGACGUGGAGCAGCUAGAGUAGAUAAAGAAGGCGAUAUAAGCGUUUCUUUCCCCAAAGCACCAAAUUCAUCUCAGCAAUCUACAGCAUCUGGAUUCUUCAAUCCUCCUUCACCGCAUCAUGAUGAAGAAUAUGCCGAUACACCGGAAGAAGAGACCGGAGAGGAAGAAGUGGUGGAAGAUAGGAAUGAAGCUUGGAGGUUCUUAUUGGCGGGUGGAAUAGCUGGUGCUGUAUCGAGAACGGUCACAGCUCCAUUCGAUCGACUGAAAAUAUAUCUUAUUACCACUCAGAAUCCUUCAUCGUUCAGUAAGGAAGUGCAGUCGAAUCAUCCAUUUCGGUCUGGUAUUAGGGCUGUGAACAACCUAUGGGGAGCUGUGAAUAGAAUAUAUAUAGAUGGUGGUGGAUUGAGAGCGUUCUGGGUUGGAAACGGGUUGAAUGUCACAAAGAUUUUCCCAGAAUCAGCUAUUAAAUUCGUUUCAUAUGAGCAAUCCAAGAAAUUCUUAGCAGUAUACUGGGAUAAAGUGACUGACCCAGCAGAUCUAUCAUCUUCAUCAAGAUUCAUUGCGGGUGGAAUAGGUGGUAUAACAUCGCAAUUCGCUAUCUAUGGUCUGGAAACAUUGAAGACUAGAAUACAGAGUGAGAUUGGACCUGCUCAAGGUUGGAGACAAGUCAGAGAAACUGCUAGGAUCAUGUGGAGAGCUGGCGGUAUAAGGAGUUAUUAUAGGGGAUUAACUCUCGGUUUGAUCGGAGUCUUCCCUUAUUCAGCCAUUGACAUGGGAACAUAUGAAACUCUGAAAAACGCAUAUUGUAGAUCAACGGGCAAAGAUGAACCUGAAGUAUUUGCAGUGUUGAGUUUCGGCGCUUUAUCAGGAAGUAUAGGAGCUGCUAGUGUAUAUCCGAUCAACUUACUUCGUACAAGAUUACAAGCAUCCGGAUCAUCAGGACAUCCUCAAAAGUACAAAGGAUUCGCUGAUGUCGCUCAACAGACUUUGAAGAAUGAAGGAUGGAGAGGAUUAUAUAAAGGUUUAUUACCUAGUAUAUUAAAAGUCGGUCCUGCAGUCGGUGUCAGUUGGAUAGUUUAUGAGGAUUGUAAGAGGCGAUUGGGCGUUUGA
This is a messenger RNA of Kwoniella shivajii, 2067 nucleotides long. RefSeq lists its product as uncharacterized. Lineage: Eukaryota; Fungi; Basidiomycota; Tremellomycetes; Tremellales; Cryptococcaceae. Gene Ontology annotation, molecular function: calcium ion binding; ATP transmembrane transporter activity. Gene Ontology annotation, biological process: ADP transport; transmembrane transport; ATP transport. The record is from RefSeq and is a predicted model, not a curated record. The coding region runs from base 1 to 2067 and encodes 688 amino acids. The transcript has 7 exons.